AUGACGAUGAUUCUACGAAGAAAUGCCUUCCUUUGGGUAUCGAUUCUUUGGCUACUCGGAUGCGCGCAGAAUUUGAAUGCUGACGAAUCGGUUGGACAAACAAAGCCAAUAACCAUGAAUCCGACGAUUCUUCGUCUUCUCGAGAAGGUCAACAGCACUUUCAUUCGACCCUUUAUCGGAAAUGGCACUCUGAUCGAAAUCGUCGAGGGAUACCUUCCCGACAGUGUUGGAUCGAUACCUUCCUUCCGGUCAACGGAUUCAGCAAAUCAAGCGGCCGCCGUUGCCGCUUCUCCAUUUCUCAAUACAUUGACCAAUUUUUUGCCGUCAUUGAGGAAACUCCCUGGGCUCAAUCGUGGACAAUUUCGAGGCGCUAGCGGUGUCUCCGCCAAUUCAGAGUUAAACGCGGCAGUGGACCAAUUCACGGCUCCGCUUGUAAGAACCGCGACCAAGAACGGCCAACUGAGCCCUGUUGAUCUGGAGCAGCUUUUGAAUUCUAUCCCAAAUCUCUUAGUAAACCUCCCAGGAUUUGGGAAGGAGUUUGACAUCAACGAGCUUGAUCCAAAAUUUAUCAAGAGCUUGCUGAGCGGUCAAGGAAUCCUUGGCCUUCCAAGGGAAACAACCGACCCCUUUGUGAAGCUUUUCACGGAUAGGAUGGUUGACGCAGCUCAGUCGGCGCUUGAAGGACGCUCGACUCCGGAAAAAGAAAAAUAUCUUCCACGCCUUGACAAAAUACCAGAAGAUAUGAUUGGAACAGUACUCGGUGGCGGAAAUCUUCCCGGAUUGUCGGCAGAACAAACUAGGAUUGUUAAGGAGUACUACAUGGAAAAAGGCUUUGCACCAAAACAUCAAGCCAAUGAGCCAGAAGUCAAUGUCUUCAAACAAAUGCGUGAACUCCUACCACCUGAUUACAACAUCAGUCGGCUUUCAAGGGAGGUCAUGCAGAUGGUAAUGAAUGGUGAUAUGCCUGAGAUACAAAUGCUUCCAGCCGAUGUUCAAGUGUAUUUGAAGGACAACUUUGAAAGGGUUCUCGAGGUGUUCUCCAAAAUUAAGGGAAAUGCUUCCAUCGAUGGACUGAUCAAAAAAAUGCCCAACUUUGAGCGACCUGCUUUGAGAACUUUUGAUCCAUAUGACUUGAAUGGUGUCAAUCAUGAACUUCGACUCAAAGAAGCCGAUGAAGAAAAGGCUCGAAAAGUUCGACUCUAUUCUGCCAUUGUCCUCGGAGGAGUUGCGAUUGUGACGAUCAUUGUGUUGGCCUUCCUCUACGUUCACGCCAAGAAUCGCAUCCCCAACCACACGUCCUGUCAUCCUGGCAGUCCUCCGUCAAAGAAAGACAACAUUCUGCUUUCUUCGACAAAAAUUCACCCUCAUGUGCAA
Mesorhabditis belari is the source of this 1374-nucleotide messenger RNA. NCBI's taxonomy places the organism in Eukaryota, Metazoa, Nematoda, Chromadorea, Rhabditida, Rhabditidae. The record is from the annotation of a GenBank genome assembly.